GUGUGGAUAGCGAGUAGAGACCAGAGGAGGGCAGCAAUACGCCAUAGAUGCGUCUAGAUAAGAAGAAGAAGAAGAUGACGGUGCCGUUUCGCAUGUUUUUCCGAGUGGUGUUGCCAUACCCCUGCAAAAGCUGAUGCUAAACGACUGUGUGUCUGCAAUGAGCAAGAGGAAGGCUGAGGAAGAGCAAACGAUGGAUGAUCCAGAGAAGUUGAAGCAGGCUCCGAAGGCAAAUGACAAUAUAAGUUUCACACCUGAACUGGUGCCUGAGGCUUGGAAGAGAGCAUACAGGUACAAGUGUCCCGGUCCAGGUGUGUUCCGGUGCGCCUUGACCGAAAUGGUGUUUGUGAUGGCUCAGGAGGCCGAGCUGCUGUACAGCACGGUCAUAUGGGAUGACAACAUCACCCAAUCAGCUGGCAAGAAGCGCGCAGGGCUGCUGUUCAAACUCACAUGCUCUGUGGAUGACGCCGUCAGUCAGAUCCACCUCCCACACUGCGAAACAGAGGAUGCGUUGGCUAUUGAAGGCCUGUUGUCUGUCGCCAACAUCAGCGACGAUGGAGUGGUCUUCUUGGAGCCGCUGGAGGUUACAGACACUCACGUGCUCGUGAAGGUCCCCAACCUCUCCACCUUUGGCUUGGUCCGGGACAUCAGAAGGUUUAUGAAGUCCCAACGGCUCGGAAAGGCCAAAGUGCUGCUGUUCCACCGAACUCCGUGGCCAAAUGUUGAAAUACUCGAUGUAAUAAUGCUGCCCUCCAACGUCCCUCUAACAGAAGUAAAGAGCGUCAGCCAACACCGAGAGGUCGAUCAAGUCGACGUUCCUCCCGAAUGUGUAAUCAGCUACGAUCAACUUUACUCUGUCCGCACUUCACCCGACGAGCACAAAACGCAGCCUCAUAAUGAAAAGUUUUGGCCUGACUAUGGACCAAAUUACCACUCGAAAUUUGAAAUUUUCCUAAGAACGAUACCAGAUAAAUUGACUGUGAUGAUAUCGGACCAAGCGAAGAAAGACAUCUGGAAAAGUGAAGUGCAUCUGCCAGGGAUGCUGUGAUUCAGUGAAGAUGAAGAUGAUAAAGGGAGAAGAAAACUGACACAAUGUCAGAGUGCUGUUCUUUGUUUCAGCCACUAGAUGGAGCUAGAGCAUUUCGAGUGAAGAUGAUGACAAAACUUUUUCACUUCCUUUUAAAUUUUUACAGCCUCUGAUUUAAUCAUUGCCUUAGAAAAAAUAAUAAGUGCACUUAGUGCAGCAUUGCUUUUUCCGGCUGGGGACCAUAUUUUUACAUUUAGACUUUAACAGUUCAUACUGGGGUGACAGACAUAUUCAGGGGGUAUAAGGUAAAAGGGUAAAAGCCCAAAAGAAAAAGCUUUAUUUAUUUUUAUAUAUAUAUAUAUAUAUAUAUAUAUAUAUAUAUAUAUAUAUAUAUAUAUAUAUAUAUAUAUAUAUAUAUAUAUAUAUAUAUAGCUGUGUAGGUUGACCGAAAGUUGUCUAUAGUUGUUGAUGCUGAAGGUUUUAAAUGAGCAAAAACCCUGCACAAACGUUACAGCUCUUCCAAUGUAAAAAAGCAGAUAUUUUGUAUUCUUUCUGAUUCCUUUCUAUUUUAGUUAUGCUUCUUGACUUUUGCACUACGUUCUUUGCUAUGCACCAAACCAAGACACAUUCCUUGUAUGUGCAAACCUACUUAUCAUAAACUGAUUCUGAUUCUCAAAUCAAA
Messenger RNA from Perca fluviatilis (European perch), 1706 nucleotides. RefSeq lists its product as uncharacterized. Lineage: Eukaryota; Metazoa; Chordata; Actinopteri; Perciformes; Percidae. Bases 134 to 1045 code for a protein of 303 amino acids. The record is from RefSeq and is a predicted model, not a curated record. The transcript is spliced from 9 exons.